AUGUUGAGGUUCAGUACACAGGUCACCGAUCACACCGCCUCUCAUCCUCUGUCACCUGACCAGUGUCUCCCUUCUUCAUCUCUUAUCUUCCUCAUCAUCUUCAGCGACUCGCUGUCAGGACUCGCAGAAACAGCACGCCACGGCAACACAGGCCACGGCAACACAGGCCACGGCAACACUGGCCACGGCAACAGAGGCCACGGCAACACAGGCCACGGCAACACAGGCCACGGCAACACAGGCCACGGCAACACAGGCCACGGCAACACUGGCCACGGCAACACUGGCCACGGCAACACAGGCCACGGCAACGCAGGCCACGGCAACGCAGGCCACGGCAACGCAGGCCACGGCAACGCAGGCCACGGCAACGCAGGCCACGGCAACGCAGGCCACGGCAACGCAGGCCACGGUAACAGAGGCCACGGUAACGCAGGCCACGGUAACAGAGGCCACGGUAACAGAGGCCACGGUAACAGAGGCCACGGCAACGCAGGCCACGGUAACGCAGGCCACGGUAACACAGGCCACGGUAACGCAGGCCACGGUAACAGAGGCCACGGCAACGCAGGCCACGGUAACGCAGGCCACGGUAACAGAGGCCACGGCAACAGAGGCCACGGUAACAGAGGCCACGGUAACAGAGGCCACGGUAACAGAGGCCACGGUAACAGAGGCCACGGUAACGCAGGCCACGGUAACGCAGGCCACGGCAACGCAGGCCAUGGUAACUCUGAUAACUCUGGUAACCAGGUCCAGGUCUAG
Hippoglossus stenolepis (Pacific halibut) is the source of this 765-nucleotide messenger RNA. RefSeq lists its product as uncharacterized. The transcript has 3 exons. NCBI's taxonomy places the organism in Eukaryota, Metazoa, Chordata, Actinopteri, Pleuronectiformes, Pleuronectidae. The record is from RefSeq and is a predicted model, not a curated record. Bases 1 to 765 code for a protein of 254 amino acids.